GAAUAUGGCAAUAAUGAAGGAGAAGGCACAUUAUAACAAAACUCACUAUUGCAGAUGCCAAACAAGGGCAAUAGCAACAGUGUACAGGAAAAUGAGUCAAGAAAAGAAAGAUAUUUGGAACAAAUGGGAUUUGGUGGUCUGGCAAAUGUGCCAGAAAUGAACGUCUCCAAUACACUGUUGGUAGAAUUACUUGAUCGGUUUGAUAUAGAGAGAGGAUGCCUGAAAACUCUACAGGGGACAAUAAACAUAACUCCUCGGAAGGUAGUAGCUGCCCUCGACAUAAACAAUGGAGGAAAUAUUUUUCCUGAAAAGGUAGAUUACAGCAAGCUGAAUCCAGCAGAGAAGGAAAUAUUUGACAGCGUAAAAAAUAUUCUCUUGGCAACUUUGGCAAGGAAUGUGCUGGAUAUGAGUGUAGAAGGGGAGGAGAACCAGAAAAAAUUCAAGAGGACUUUUGUUGUCUUCAUACAAAAGUACUUCUUGCUCCCCACAACGGUAAGUGUGGCCUCCCCAAUCCACAAGCCACCGAUCUUUCAUGUGGAUAACAUUAGGGAAUGGGAUUGGGCAAAGCAUGUUCUCAACUUCUUAAUGAAAGGAGUUGAAAAUAAGAGAGAGGGGAACAAACAGUUUGUUGAUGGCUGUGUUUUUGUAUUAAUGUUGAUAUACUUCCAUGAAACAAAGUUUCCCCGUCCAUUUGCACCCGAUGCUCCCCCUGCACCAUGGGUGGCCUAUUGGACAAGGGAAAAGAUCAUUGAACGGAUUUCAUCCGAAACAACACAACCAUUGGUAAGUACUAUACUAAAAUUCCCCAAAAAAUUUGCUUUGAAAUGCUUUUAG
Arachis ipaensis is the source of this 834-nucleotide messenger RNA. The record is from RefSeq and is a predicted model, not a curated record. Lineage: Eukaryota; Viridiplantae; Streptophyta; Magnoliopsida; Fabales; Fabaceae.